Pleurotus ostreatus (oyster mushroom) is the source of this 2154-nucleotide messenger RNA. RefSeq lists its product as uncharacterized. Gene Ontology annotation, molecular function: DNA replication origin binding. Bases 1 to 2154 code for a protein of 717 amino acids. Lineage: Eukaryota; Fungi; Basidiomycota; Agaricomycetes; Agaricales; Pleurotaceae. Gene Ontology annotation, cellular component: nuclear origin of replication recognition complex; nuclear pre-replicative complex; DNA replication preinitiation complex. The transcript has 13 exons. The record is from RefSeq and is a predicted model, not a curated record. Gene Ontology annotation, biological process: DNA replication; DNA replication initiation.
AUGGGUUCAUCCUCUAAAUCGGAAGAUAUCAACCAGAAAGUCGUUUGCAUACCUUUUAUCGAACCAGAAUCUGCGAUAGAACAGCAAGUUAUCCGCGAUGAUACCGAUCUGCCAGACGGCGUAGAGCUUAGGUUGAGGGCAUACCAGACUGCCUGGUCGAAAUGUCUUGCAAGGAUUCAGAGUAUAGUGCAUCAUCUAAAGGAUCCUGUAGUGUCAGACGUUGUUCGAAGGGUUGAAGGGGCGUACGAGGAUAUUCUACCUGGGUUGCCGCAGCCCGAACUGCCUGUCAUAUGUAUUUCAGAGCCCACCGGGGAUUCUUCGACAUUGAACUUGAUUGUGGAAGAAUUGACGCGUAACGACCGCACUUUGGUCACUCGCCUUUAUCCAGCCACUUGUAACAAUGCCAUGUCGGCCAUGAAGGCACUUAUCUCUGGGUUCAUUAAUCAAUCGGACGAUGAAGUUGGUACCAAACACAAAGCCUCAGCAUCGCUAGCCAACUACGAUAUUCAAACUCUUCUGGCCUGGUAUGAUGCACUCAACGACACGCAAAGGUUGGAACUUGUGGUUGUAUUCCAGGGGUUCGAACAAUUCGAUCCGCUAGUAGUCCAGGAUGUCUGCUACAUUUGCAGCCUGAAUGUCCCCCGGCUUCCCCUUGUGUUCUUAUUAGGAUUAUCAUCUCCUCCGUCCGCCCGUUUCCUCUCACAUACAUAUCCCAGGGCGACGCUAUGUCUCCUGCGGGUGUCUAACGUUACUGUACCACAUGGGCUACCGGCUUUAGAGGAUGUCAUAUUAAAGACUUUUUUUGACCUUGACUUUCAACCAGAUAUCGACAUAGGUUCCUCUGCUUUUACCUUCCUGGUUGACUACUUUAUGCGACACAAUUCGGGGAUCGAUGCAGCUUUGACCAUCUUACAGCUAGCCUACAUGAAACACUUCGAGGAUCCACUGACAAUCCUUGUCAAUGAUAACCUCCUUGGAACGUCCAGUUUAUCAGAGGCGAUGGAAAAGCUCAGGCAACCCCAGUCUUUCCCGUUUCUGGACUCAUUAUUCGCCCGCGUGCACGCGCAAUCAGAGCAGGCGGGCGCAGAGCAUAUUGACCUAUGGCAUCAAGAAACUAUCGAUUCCCUCUUCAGGUCGCUGGAUAAGGAACGAAGUGCAUUCCGGGACCACACCCGGCAAUCUCGCAUCUGGUUCAAGAUUCUGACACUGGCGAGAGCUUUUCUACUGAAGGAAAAUGCGAUCAAGGAGGCGCCGGAUAAACCUAGGUCGAGCAUCGAUUUGAUAUCUUCCUACUUAGAUGGCGAGCUCGAAGGGGAAGUACAAGCCCUUGCUAAAGCCAUCAAAAAGUUGGGUUCCUACCAGCUUCGCGCACUUCUAGACGACCUGCACGACUUCUUUUCUGAAGUGCCAGCCUCAUCACAGAGGCUUGUUAAUCACCCGAGAAACCAUUGUACCUCACUUCUCACAAGUCUUCCUGACGAGGAGGAUGUCACUGGGGUCAGCGUACAAAUAGCAGAGAGCGUGAGCACCUGGCUCCUGCAGCAUUGGUCAGAUUAUUUAGGUAACCCCGAGACAUCGAGUAAAUUGUGGGACAUCUGGUAUACCGCCUCCACACCUUUCCCUGCUGAUCUCCUCAACCCCUCUACACGCUCGUCCCUGUUCUCCGGACUCUUGCAACCAUGGGCCUAUCUGUCACCGGCAGACGUUCAGAAUGAAGCGACACGCUACGCGACGUGGCAGCUUCCGGACACCAGCAUUCUUUUCUGUCGCUAUCUUGACAGUGGGAAGAUGAUCAAUGUAUACGACUGGUUCGAAUCCUUUGUCUUGGUCCUAGACACACAAAGGGAUCGCCUACGCGAGAGGAAGAAGCAAGAAACGAUGGCCGCUGCGAACGCCAAACCCCUGAAGAAGGGAACGUCUUCGAAGAGGAGUAGAUCAUCAGCUUCUCCAACCAAGAAAGGGGAUAAAGCUGCACGAGGUGCUCCAGAUGACGAGGAUAACGUAUGGGACGAACAGGACGAUGAGAAUUGGAAACUGGAGAUACAGGCUAGGUUCAUCCGAGCGCUGCAUGAAUUGGACUAUCUGGGAUUUGUCAAACACACGGGCAGAAAAGCAGAUCAUGUUUUGCGUACUGUUUUCGACGUCGCCGAUUGA